Coccinella septempunctata (seven-spotted ladybird) is the source of this 1898-nucleotide messenger RNA. RefSeq names its product male-specific lethal 3 homolog (gene msl-3). Gene Ontology annotation, cellular component: MSL complex; nucleus; NuA4 histone acetyltransferase complex. The transcript is spliced from 9 exons. Gene Ontology annotation, biological process: chromatin organization; regulation of DNA-templated transcription. Bases 134 to 1477 code for a protein of 447 amino acids. The record is from RefSeq and is a predicted model, not a curated record. NCBI's taxonomy places the organism in Eukaryota, Metazoa, Arthropoda, Insecta, Coleoptera, Coccinellidae.
UCGAAGUUGCCUGUAAUGUGAAGUGAGGUUACGUCUUUGUUUAGUGGAGAAAUGUUUGGGCUUUGUUGUCCGAAAUUGAAAUCGGCUGAAUUCAAAAGCCGCAAUUCAAUUUAAUGGCAGAAAUUAUCCAAGAAUGGUUUCAACUAGAGGUCUCAAACCAAAGUUUAUCGAAGGAGAAAGAGUAUUAUGCUACGAACCUGAUCCAACAAAAGCUAAAGUCUUAUAUGACUCGAAAGUCUUAGACGUAGUAUUCAAUAAGGACCAGAAAGGAAAAAAAAGUGUAGAGUAUUUAAUACAUUUCCAAGGUUGGAAUUCAUCUUGGGAUAGAUGUGUUAGUGAAGAAUUUGUUCUGAAAGAUACUCCUGAAAAUAGACAGCUACAAUGGGAUCUUGCUGAAAAGUCACAGCUACAACUUGGUGCCUAUCUGUAUCGAAAAGAUAGGAAAAAACCAACAAAAAAAGCGAAUGAAGGUACAGCAGCUCAGUCUUCUGAGGAUGGUAGUUCAGGUAGCCCGGCAAGAAUGGAUACAGACGAAGGACAGGCCUCAAGCAGUUCGGAAGAUGAAUCUUCAACUGAUGGAGAAUAUAUGCCCGUUGAAAUAACACCAAAUUUGAAACAGUUGUUGACAAACGACUAUUAUAAAAUCAAUAAUCACAAAAUGUUGCAUAUAUUGCCUUGUGAGCCAAAUGUGGCAACUAUUCUUGAAAUUUAUUUCAAACAUUAUGUACAUCAGCAAAUGAGCAACAGCACUGAAAAAACUAGUACUAGGAAUAGGAGCAAUCCUCCACCGAAACCUUCUCUUAUGGAAAUACACAAAACGAUUUUAUCAUUUAGGGAAUUUCUAGAUGGCGUCAGAAUUUAUUUCGAUAAUUAUUUGAACGACUUACUCUUGUAUAAAGAUGAAAAAGGUCCGAAUCUUUAUCCGACGUCUCAAGCGGUAUAUCCAUCAAUCACAUCUAUGAAUCCAGUUCUGCAAGACACUAAAGCAAAACGAAACAAGAAAUCAGCGACUGAAGCAGAGAAUGGGGUUCAAAAAAAUAGAAUUGCUGAGCAGGAGAGCAAUGUCGGUACUUCAAGAAAGAAGUCGUUGAGGUCGUAUGCAAAUCAAGAGAAUCAACAAGCUUCAAAUGGUAGCAUCGGCGCAGUGGAAGCUGUUGCUAUCGCCAACAAUGACAAACCUGGUUCCAGUGUUGCCAGUAGCAGUUCAGCGGAAACUUCCGCUGGUCCAUCUUCAGCAGAUUCUAUCACUUGGAAAGCCCUUCCAGAUUUUGUGUAUAAUCAACGACCUCUGCCACCAUGUUUGGUUUACGGAGCUACACACCUGACUAGACUGAUGGUGAAAAUAUCAGAUAUUUUAGCUGCUUCCACCAUAACACAGGAAAAACUGAAGGUUGUUGUUGAACAUUUAGAACUUCUUAUAGAUUUCCUGAGUGACCAUAGUGAAUGGUUUGGUGAUAAGUAUUACAGAGUGGCUUAGAAAAACAACAAUCUGAUUUGAAUUGUCUAUUUCUGGUGGAUAUUUGGUAACAAAUGAAUGUAUAUGUAUAAAUUAGUUAUUUCAUUAUGUAUAAAAAUAGAAAAGAUCUUUAAUAAUAAUUGUCCUAUAUCUUAAGUGAGUUGUAAGUGCAGAUGAAUAAGUAGCAUUGAUUAAUUUAUUUUAGCUGAUAAACUUACUCGUAAUACUGAAAUAUCGACUGAGAAAGAGAUUACAAUUAGAAAUUUUAGCAUGUAACGAUAUACAUUAAGAGAAAAAUAAAAAAUAAAUAUACAAUGUUUAGAAUUAAGAUUUUAAAAAACUUUUAGAAAUAUUUUCUGUAGACUCUAGUUUAAGACUUCUCUUUUAUACCAUUACUUUUAAUAAUUCUUGAGACCUGACCAUUAAAAUGAAUUAUUUUUUA